Messenger RNA from Ailuropoda melanoleuca (giant panda), 1438 nucleotides. It is a transcript of the gene BIK, whose product is annotated as BCL2 interacting killer. The transcript is spliced from 5 exons. Gene Ontology annotation, biological process: apoptotic process; male gonad development; apoptotic mitochondrial changes. NCBI's taxonomy places the organism in Eukaryota, Metazoa, Chordata, Mammalia, Carnivora, Ursidae. The coding region runs from base 138 to 983 and encodes 281 amino acids. The record is from RefSeq and is a predicted model, not a curated record.
ACCACAAUAAAGAAAAUUGAGAAGAACAAAACAAAACCUAACUCCCGAAACUGCUAGCACAGCGAGCAUGACUCUCUGAUGGGGGAAUUCGCGCUGUUGUUUGGUCCUCUCCGACGCUCAGUUUUCUUAUCGGUAAAAUGGGCAUGGAAAAAAGCACCGUGGCCUCAGGACUCCUUGGAGGGCGAAUGGGACAAUCCUGUCAAGAUCCUGGAUCGUAUACCCAAAUUCAGCCAUUGGAUUCGUCCACCAGUACUCCGUGGCGCCUACUAAAUGCACCGCCGUGCUGGGAAACUGCACUCGCAGACGGCGGGGCGCAGACAGCUCACACAUUCACCCAGCCGCCGAGAACCCGUGGUCGGGGAUCCGGAGCGGCGGGGCGGGAGCGGCGGCCCCGGGGGCGGGCCGGGGCGGGGCCGGCGGUUUAUAAACUCGCGCGCCGGCCGGAGGCCGCAGACAAUACGGCUCCCGGCUCGAGCGCUCCGGCCGCCACCAUCGCCGCCACCGCCGCCGCCACCUCCGACGCGAGAGAAGAAAUGUCCCACACAGGACCCCUCUCCAGGAACCUCUUUUUGAGCACCUUCCUGCAGGAGCAUGGCCCGGAAGUUCUGGAGGUUCCGGGCAUGACUGAUCUCGUGGAAUACUAUGAUCCAGGGCCCUCCCCUAACAGCAACAACCCCGACGAUGUGGCCAUGCGGCUGGCCUUCAUCGGGGACGAGAUGGAAGUGAGAUGGAUGCUUCCCCGCGUUGGCGAGCUGCCCGGGAUGGCCAUGUACAGCUUGGCUUUUACCUACAACCAGACAGGCCUGAGAGGUGUUCUUCGAAGUCUCGUGGACGGACUCACUAACCUCAGGGAGAAUGUAAGGAUCUGGAGUUUCCUGACCUUCAGGAACAGGGUGUCCCCCCACCCGGGGCGCGGGCUGGUGCUGUCCCUGCUGCUGCUGCUGGGGCUGCUGCUAGGCUGGGGGUUCCGCCUCCUCCAGUGACGCCAGCUGCUGUGGGGCGGGGGCGGGGCUGGCCUCGCCCCCUGACCACCCACCCUGGCGGUGGCCGUGUUUGUUUUGUCGUCUUUUUAACUGUUUUCUGAUGAUCCCUUUUUUAUAUUUAAACUCUGAGUGCUGGGACACGACUGAGGUUUCAUACUAGUUUUUGUCUUUUUCUUUUUGUAAGAGAAAUGAAUUCAUUAUACCUCUGGGGUCGUUACUGGUUAACUGCCCGUGCCAAGGCCUGGCUGGGCCUGCUCUCCUGGCCCCAGCCCACUGGGCGGUGGCCUGUCCCGGGAAGGAGCCUUCCUCUGGCUGGUGGGUCCUCUGGCGGGCAGCGGGGGGGGGAGUGCUGGCCACACCCCCAAGUCUGUGAUGCCCCGGGGCAAAGAGAAAAUCUGCUGGAAUAGAUUUCUGAGGGGUGAGGAGAGCUCAAUAAAAUGUUGGUUUCAGCUGGU